GUAGCGCGUCAUUGACGUGCGACGUGAAGGUGACCGCGGUCUGAGCGAGAAGCCGCUGCCGCCGCCGCCGCCGCCGCCAUGUUGUCCCUGGCCGCCCGCUCGGGGCCUUUCGCCUCUUCCCUUUCGGCCGUGGCGCACGCCGUGCCGAGCCCGCUGAAGCCGCUGGCGCUGGGCCUACCUCCGGCGGCCGCCAAACUCCCAGCGCUGGACUCGAAGCAGCCCCUGCUAUGCCGGGAGUCGUUGAGCGGGCAGGCCGCCCGGGGGAGCCUCGUCGUCUCGGCCAGCCUCAAUGCUCCUGCUAGUGUGCGUUACGUCCACAACGAUGUCACGGUGCCCGACUUCUCUGAUUACCGCCGCACCGAGGUCUCGGACCCCGAGAAAUCGUCUCAAGACAGCAGCGAGACCAGGAAAGCCUUCUCCUACUUUCUCACGGCAACAACCUGCGUGGCCUCCGCGUACGUCGCGAAGAACGCUGUCACACAGUUUGUCACCAGCAUGAGCGCUUCUGCUGACGUGCUAGCCAUGUCGAAGAUCGAGAUCAAGCUGGGCGACAUCCCGGAGGGCAAGAACAUGGCUUUCAAGUGGCGAGGGAAGCCCUUGUUCGUGCGCCACAGAACCCAGAAAGAGAUAGAGCAAGAAGCCCAGGUCCCUUUGACUGAGUUGCGAGACCCGCAGCAUGAUCUAGACCGAGUGAAGAAACCCGAGUGGGUGAUCCUGAUAGGGGUGUGCACCCACCUUGGUUGUGUUCCCAUAGCAAAUGCUGGAGAUUUUGGCGGCUAUUACUGCCCUUGCCACGGGUCGCAUUAUGAUGCCUCCGGCAGGAUCCGAAAAGGCCCAGCUCCCCUAAACCUCGAGGUCCCAGACUAUGAGUUUCCUUCUGAGGACUUAGUGAUUGUGGGUUGAACUGCCGGGAGUCUGCCGCCGCCUCUUGUCUGUGUACGCCAGAGACCGAUGUAACGUAAAAACCAGUUGAGUUGUAAGGUAACGCCAAACUGUCCAGAUUCUCUGUUUAGCGCUUGGAGUUUCUCGGCCAGUUUCAAUAAAGGAUUAAACGGA
This is a messenger RNA of Sphaerodactylus townsendi, 1056 nucleotides long. Its product is annotated as cytochrome b-c1 complex subunit Rieske, mitochondrial. Gene Ontology annotation, cellular component: membrane. The record is from RefSeq and is a predicted model, not a curated record. NCBI's taxonomy places the organism in Eukaryota, Metazoa, Chordata, Lepidosauria, Squamata, Sphaerodactylidae. The coding region runs from base 79 to 903 and encodes 274 amino acids. Gene Ontology annotation, molecular function: quinol-cytochrome-c reductase activity; 2 iron, 2 sulfur cluster binding. The transcript has 2 exons. Gene Ontology annotation, biological process: mitochondrial electron transport, ubiquinol to cytochrome c.